CAUCUGAUUAAUUGAACCUAUUAGAUUAGUAGUGCAGGAACAUACUUACAACGUUUGCUUUGUGAAUCUUGUCAAAUCAUAACAAGUCUGAGCUAUUUUGUUUCCAUGACAACAUUUCUGAUUUCUGUUGGCUGCUACUACAGGCAUGGAUUUACCUUCAAUGAUUUGUGAUGUUUUUGGUAACUUUUUUCAGGUAUCAAGUGAGGAAGCUAUUGAAACUGCUAAGCUGCUUUCCCUGAAAGAAGGUUUGCUGGUGGGGAUUUCAUCUGGUGCUGCAGCAGCUGCUGCAAUGAAGGUGGGAAAGAGGCCUGAAAAUGAUGGAAAACUUAUUGUUGUGAUUUUCCCCAGCUCUGGAGAACGUUAUUUAUGUACUGCACUCUUUGAUUCCAUUAGGAGAGAGGCGGAAAACAUGACUUUUUAGUGAUGUCUUUAUAUGUCCAUUUCGCUGUGCUGGUUUACUGAAAGAAUAAGAAACUUGCUAAUGAAAUGUUUGCAGUGUUUAUGAACAACUUAUUUUAUUUAUGAGACUUUAUUUCAUUCAUCAAAUAAUAUAGUAAACAAGUUGAAUGGAGUAGUAAAAUUUUAAAGUUUAUAUAAUUUAAUACUGUCAGAAUUAAGGUUGCAUGGUGUAGUAUAUAUUCAUGUUUUCCUCCAUUAAUUGCAAACCAAGUGUGAAGAACAGAUAUAAGAACACAAGAAGAAUUCUCUUCCUUUUCCCUCUCCAUUCUAUCUUUCUUUGCGUGCUUUGAGAGUGUGGGUUUGUUCCAUUUGUGAGUGGUGUUUGAGUGUGUGAAGGCCCAUCGACUUCCAAUAAUGUGGUACAGAGACAAUUGGUUCAUGGAGAGAAUGGUGCUUGCCAAAAUGGGAUGAUUCCAUUUCAGUUGAUUAAGAAAAAUUUGAUAAUUGAUUAUCCGAAUGAAGUCGUUACUUGGAUUAUAUGAUGCAUGGGAGAUUCAUUGCGGACAGGCUGAGAUCUGGAGGCAGAUUACUGUUGCUGGAGACACUUGUACUGAAGUGACAGAUUGUAUAAGUCAAGUUUUAGGACUUCAUAUUCUGGGUUGGUUGAGCCGGCUUGCUUUCCCUCCUCCUCGAUGUUUAUUAGUUCUUCCACCUCGGCCUCUCUCUUGUGGUGUUUUCCCUAAUUUUGAUUCCAUAUUUGUUCCUCGAGAUAAAGAUGUGUCUAAUUGUGAAGGCUCUGCUGACCUGCAUCAUAGCCCUUCAAUUGUUGAAUUUGAUGAGACGUCAUCACAAAUAUCUUGUCGUGACGCUCAGUCUUCGAGUGAAUUGUCAAUCCCCAAGAGUCCUCCUGCUUUGCUAAAAGGUAGCGUAACAACUUUAAACGUGGAUGUGCUUGAGCAGACAGUGUUGCCUCUUCAAAAUCAGCUUCUUACCCAUCUUGAAUCAAUGAAUCUGCUUCAACACAAGUCCAUGACACAGGUGGUGGAAUCUACUUUUAUCGUUUUGGAUCGUCUAUUAGUUAAUUAUACACCUUUUUAAGAGCGUGUGAAGGAGUUCAUUGCCUGUGCAUCAUCAUUUGCUGAUAUAGAGUAGUCCAUCAACAACAAACAUUCUUUUCAAGAGUUGAUGGAGCGGUACCAUAGUGAGAAAGUAAGGUAUAUAAGCAAAGUGGCUACUAUAAGCAACAAUAGUGUAGCUGUGUAGCAUCUAUCCAUUUUGGCUAUAUAAUUUGAUUGUUUUUUAUAUGUAAUUUGUCACUUUGUUCCAUCCUUGGUUAAAUGGAUUGGAUUUAGCUAGAUCUUAUGUAUGAUCGUAUAGCCUCUUCAUAAUCAGUAUGUUGGUUUGCGUAGAGCUUUGUAUGUGAAUUGCAUAGCUUGUACAAGGAUUUUUCUAUGUACAGCUUUUAAAUUAUGUUGAGAUUUACCGAAAUGAUACUAAUUUGAUAAAUAAAAGUCAUCUAUUUCACCUUUUCUGUUC
Messenger RNA from Quercus lobata, 1935 nucleotides. Its product is annotated as bifunctional L-3-cyanoalanine synthase/cysteine synthase D1-like. NCBI's taxonomy places the organism in Eukaryota, Viridiplantae, Streptophyta, Magnoliopsida, Fagales, Fagaceae. The transcript is spliced from 5 exons. Bases 916 to 1497 code for a protein of 193 amino acids. The record is from RefSeq and is a predicted model, not a curated record.